Molecule: messenger RNA, 2734 nt
Organism: Lepisosteus oculatus (spotted gar)
Lineage: Eukaryota; Metazoa; Chordata; Actinopteri; Semionotiformes; Lepisosteidae
Product: zinc finger protein 696
Biological process (GO): regulation of transcription by RNA polymerase II
Molecular function (GO): DNA-binding transcription factor activity; RNA polymerase II cis-regulatory region sequence-specific DNA binding
Source: RefSeq, a predicted model, not a curated record
CUCAACCGGAGCGAUGUGCACGGCUGAAAUGCGCUGACUCGAAGCGUCUGCAGAAACGCAGCCUCGGGCCGUGCGCCGUCUGCUGCGCGCUCCGGGGAGAGAAUGGCGGAGACUCCGCUGAAGUUGGAAAUCCAGCUGUCGUCGCUCAUAGAGAGGAACGUGCAGAACACGGUGUCGGAAAUCGCGCAGCUGCUGCGAGGCAGCCUGGCCGGCCUGCGCGCCGAGCUGACGCGCAAGCGGAGGCAGAACCAGACCCUCUCGGCGGAGCUGCGCCAGCUGGAGGAGUCGCUGAGAGCCGAGAGGCGGCAGCUGUGUCCGGCCAGCCCUGCCGGUGAGCGGAGCUCCAAAGAGCCGAGCCGUUCAUCCGAGGGAGCCGGAGAGGGCUGUGCCGCGGAGGAUGGGGGCGGCGUGCCGGAGCCAGAGGAGGGCCCCAGGACGAGACACGACCGGGGGCCGGCACGCACGCCGGACAAGGAGGGCGUCCGCAGCCAGGGCAGAAGUCAGCGGGACGACUCGGGCGCCUCUUUCUACGUCAUUGAAAUCGACCCCUCGGCCAUCGAUCUGCAGUUCGUCCUGCCCUCUCCUGUUGUCCCCGCGGAGCCGCUGGGCUCGGAGCACGGUUCCACGGACGGGGACCCGGGCGACCUGCUGCGAAUUUCCCACGCGGGAUCUCCGCGGGUGAAUGGGCACCUUGAACUGGAGCCGGGCGGCACCCCUCCGGGGCUGCCCGAGCCCCCUGCGGGGGCCCGAGCCCCCUGCGGGGGGGACAGCCAGCCACCCUGGCUGUCGGGGGACGCUGACCUUGCUGCCGGGGUCUUAUCCCGGGCAGAGGGUCCUGCGGAUGGCUGGUGUGCCUGGACGGCGGAGAGGGCGUCUGUUUGCUCUUCGCCCUGCGAUGAAUGCCAGGCGGGCGCCCCAGAGGGGGACGGCGUCCCUCUAUUCGGGUCUCAGCCGAGUGACCAGAAGCCCGAAACACCGGAGAGCGACACUGCUGCCCCUGAUGAACAGGACGAGCUCUUCGCUGGCGGAGAAGAGCCCCAGAGAUUUUCGCGCACACCCGUUCCCCACGCUCAGACUGGCCCAGGGCAAACCCUGCCCCCGGGCCACUCGGCUUCCGGAUCCGAACCUCCCACACCAGCCCAGUCUCCCGGCUUCCAGAUGGAACUGCGCCGGAGCAAGGAGAGUCCCAGUCUCCACGGGGGCCCCGUGUCCCAAGAGCCCGCAGCGGGAUAUCAUUGCCCGCACUGCGGCAAGAAGCUCUCCAGCUCCUACAGCGUCAGAAGACACCUGCAGAUUCACAUGAGGGAUCGCUUCAGGUGCGCCGAGUGCGGGAAGACGUUCGGGUACCUGAGCAGCUUGGACAGACACAAGCGAAUCCACUCGAGGCUCGAUGAGCCGCCCGGGAAGAUCUGCGGUCCACCCGCGGGCCACGUCCGACGGCUCAGACGUCGGAGAGGCAGGAACCCGCUGGGCUGUAUCCAUUGCGAGGAGCCGGCGAGCAGGCGGAACAGCCUUCCCCCGCACCGAGACGCCCAGCACCCCAAGCGCCGUCGACCAGCUGAGCCCCCAGUGCCCCAGAAGGACGCAGAGGCCGGCGGGAAACGCCGAUUUCCCUGCGGCCAGUGCCACAAGAGCUUCACCAGGCGCUACUCCCUCAAGCGCCACCUGUCGGCUCACACGGCACACAGCCCUGGGGCCCACGGCCCGCCCCCCGCUCCCGGCAGGACUCAAGAGCUCGGGCAGGGAGGCGAGAGGAGCAGGCGGUGACGGGAGUUCCCGCCGAGAGGACUGACUCCGGUACCGCGAGUCGGGCCACAGCCCUGCGCCCGGGACCCGCGCGAGAGGUUCUUCUGCGGCCCGUACAGUAAGAGCUGCGGCCGAGCUCCCAAGCUGCGCGGUGCCACCCACGUGGGGCCACGCAGACCAGGAGGCCUGAUCGGUGCCCGCGGUGCGGGAAAGAGUUUCCCCAGCAGAGCCUUCUGACCGUUCACCUGCAGGGCCACAACGUGACGACCGCCCGUACUCUUGAAAACCAUCUGGGGUUCUCGACACUUGAGUCCAUUGAGAGGAGUGACCAUAUAACCACCGCGAGUCAUAGAGGGCCACUGCCCCGCGGGUUUAGGCAGGAACUCGAAGGCGUUUGACGACCAAAUACUUGGGAACGGUUGUGAUUAAGACAAACCAGCAAGCCAAUCACAGGCAGGGGAGAUGAGAUGAGAUGAUGCUCUGACCCUCCAGGACCCAAGCAGUGAGAAUCCCUGGCCUAAAGUAUCCGGGGUGGAUGGUAUCCAGGAUGGUUGAAUGAGAGCCAAGGAAAUUUAAGGCAACCCCAACAGACAUGUCCUCCACAUCUUGCAGACCUGAGUUUCUAAAGCAGCUUAGGGAUGAGGGACCCAGGAUGGCUCAAGUCUUUCCCUUAACCUUGCUGCUGAAGCCUCUGGUUCUGAACAGACGCUGGUGGAAAAAUGUUGAAUCUGGAUUCGAAUGCGUUUGUCUAAUCACAGCUACUUGGUGUGGGCUAACGCUGGCUGUGUCUUGGCUUCCACCAGGAGCCAUGAUGGGAGAACAGUGCCCUAGGAGAAAUGAGCCCCUUUGAUGGCAGAUGGCCAGCAAGGCUGUUUCAUCAGGAUGAAGUUGAUGAGAUCAUGGCACCACUUCAGAAAUGGGAAGUUCUCAUCAUGGUCAGCUUGUGUUGGAACCCAGGACAGAACCUGCAACAUCUGAGCUCUCAUCA